This is a messenger RNA of Mercurialis annua (annual mercury), 4137 nucleotides long. Its product is annotated as DENN domain and WD repeat-containing protein SCD1. Lineage: Eukaryota; Viridiplantae; Streptophyta; Magnoliopsida; Malpighiales; Euphorbiaceae. The record is from RefSeq and is a predicted model, not a curated record. Gene Ontology annotation, biological process: regulation of Rab protein signal transduction. Gene Ontology annotation, cellular component: cytoplasmic vesicle. The transcript has 31 exons. The coding region runs from base 243 to 3872 and encodes 1209 amino acids. Gene Ontology annotation, molecular function: protein binding.
CAGACGGGAUUCCAGAUUUUAUUCGUCAAGUCAUCGUCGCCAUUGGCGACCUUCAUUUCAUCCCCUAAAAAAGAACAGUUCAUCAUCAUCAGCCCAAAAUAACAACACUAAAACUCAUCAGAAAUUCUCACAUUCUCAAAAAAAUCCCAAAUCGCAAACAGAACACAAUGAUCAAAUCUCACACCUCGCUGUUCCAGUAAAUCAGUUGUAAAAUUAUAGAAAAAAAAUUCAAGUAAUCGACAAUGGCGCGGAUCUUCGAGUAUUUCGUGAUGUGUGGAGUAGGACCAGAGCUAAGAACCCUAGAUGGAAACAAAGGAUAUCAUGGAACAUCGGGAGUAAUGUAUUUGCCUUCUCUUCUUGAUCAAUAUCCGCCUGAUAAUCACUCUCUUUAUCCUCCGCCGCCGCCUCAGCUUCCCACUUGUGUUCUUCCGGCUGGCGUAGAGUUUUAUUCGUCUGGAUUUGAUCUUAAUGACACUUCUAGCUUUCCUCGGAGCUAUCCUAUUGUUUUAACUGAGGGUGACGGAUCAAAAAUUUAUGUUAGUUGCAUUGCUUUUCGAGAUCCAGUUAGUGAGGAUAUUGCUGAAGCUUAUCGUAUACCAGCUAAUUCCUAUGCGGACAAAUGUAUAUGUCUUGUUUCACGGUCACCUAGUUUCCGUGUUCUCCGUAAUGCACUAGAAGAGAUAUUUGCACUUUGUUUUUCCUCCAGUGGGAGCAGUAAGCAGUUAUGGGAUGUUAUAGCAUACAUGGUGUCCAAUGUACCUUUGCCUACACCUGGAAGGGAACGAGUCUUGUUUGCUAUUGAGAAUUGUUUGCUCUCUGUGGAGGCUCCACCAAAAGAUGGACUCCCUCAUGCUGAUAUAUCAUUUCAGCCACUGGUACAAUGCUUGGAUGUUGACAACUUGAUCAAAUUUUUUACUGCUGUGUUGCUUGAGAGGCGGAUUUUACUUCGAUCAAAUAAGUACUCGAUCUUAACUCUAGUAUCAGAGGCCAUUUGCCAUUUACUUUAUCCUUUCAGAUGGCAGCAUGUCUACAUUCCAUUACUAUUUUUCAGUGGAGUAGACUAUAUUGAUGCUCCUACACCAUACAUGAUGGGUCUCCAUUCAGAUGUUGAUACGUCUCUUCUUGCUAUGGAUGGCGUGGUUAUUGUAGACCUUGAGUAUAACCGAAUUACCACUACAGAGGAAAUACCCCCUAUCCCAGAGCCCGAAUUAAGUUCUUUGCGGGGUGAGCUAUUGAAGUUUUUGUUUCCUAAUGUUAUGGAGAUUGAUCAAAUGAAGGCUGGAGUCUUUAGUUUAGCUGAGCAACAUUCAAAAAAUUGCAACAAGCCCUGGGGAGAAGAUCAUGACCUCCAACUUAGGUUAAUAUUCUUCAAGUUCUUUGCAUCAAUUUUAGGUGGCUACCGCAAUUUUGUUGAAAAUAGUGCAACUCAGGCUUUCAACACACAAGCAUUCCUGAAGAAGCGUUCUCGGUCGACAAAUCAGCCACCAGAUUCCAUGAUAACACAAUUUUUAGACUCUCAUGGUUUCUUAGAUUACCUAGAGAGAGGUGUGGGUUCUGAUGAGAAUAGUCUUAAUCUUCUCGAUAAGUUGCAAGAUGCAAUUGGAAGGGGUCAAAAUCCUACUUCGAUUCUACCUUCAUCGUUGAUAGAGCCUGAGAUUAUCACUAUAUCAGAUCAAGAUGUGGGAACGUCAGGAUCAGGUGCCAAAUAUACAUAUGAUAGGUUUCCUGCAAACAUUAGAUCUGAAGAGCAAGAGGAGAAGAGAAAACAGAUUCUUGCAGCAGCAAGUGGAGCAUUUGAAUACAUAAAGCAUGCUCCUAGCUCACCGUCUGUGCAAGUUGGUAAGGACUCUCUUAGUCCAAUGGAGAGAGCUGCAGAAAGGGAGCUCAUGGUUUUGGACAUCAAAGUUAAGCUGCAGGGUUUGUGGUUGCGCCUUUUGAAACUGGGAGCUACUGAUGAUCCACUUUCUUCAUUUGAAUAUGGCACAAUCCUUGCUCUCAUUGAGUCAGAUGCAGAGGGAAUUGGUGGCAGCGGGUUUGUUGAGUGUAUAAGGGAGCAUAUUCACUCAGGAUGGCAAUGUCAGCUGACUGAUGAACAGUUUAUCGCUGUGAAAGAAUUGCUUAAAACAGCGAUUAGUCGUGCAACAUCCCGGAAUGACGUGUCUACAAUUAGAGAUGCGCUUGAAGUAUCUGCUGAGAUGUAUAAAAAGGAUGCUAAUAAUGUUCCUGACUAUGUUCAGCGCCAUCUCAUUUCUCUGUCCAUUUGGGAGGAGCUACGGUUCUGGGAAGGCUACUUCGACCAUCUAAUGGAGCAUUCAUUAAGCAAGUCGGCCAAUUAUGCAGCUUUAGUCACUACGCAGCUAAUUUUGGUGGCUUCCCACAUGGCCGGAUUGGGGCUGCCUGAUACUGAUGCUUGGUACAUGGUUGAGACUAUAGCAGAGAGGAACAACAUUGGUUACAAGCAGCUGAUUAAACUUCGAGGAUUUCUGUCACACGUCCAGCAACUCCGUAUUGGUUACUGGGGAAUCUCAUCCGUGAAGGCCCCAUCUUUGUCAUUCCAUGGAUUGUCAUCCCCACGUCCAAAGGAUGUUACCGAUGACAAUCAGCAACCUGCUGAGGCCUCUGUUAUCGGCAGGAGCUGGGUUCAAAGUAUGUUUAGCAGAGACUCAUCAAGAUCUAACUCUUUUACUCGUGUUCGUAAAUGGACUUCUGAUGGCACCUCAGCUGCAAAUGAUAAUGGAACUCCUCGGAAACAAGAUCUAUCUGCUGCUGGGCAAAAGAAAAUUCAGACCAAUGUCCGUGUACUCAGGGGUCACAGUGGUUCUAUAACUGCUUUACAUUGCGUAACACGAAGAGAGGUGUGGGAUCUGGUCGGUGAUCGUGAAGAUGCUGGAUUCUUUAUCAGCGGAAGCACAGAUUGUAUGGUCAAAAUUUGGGAUCCCAGUACUCGUGGUUCUGAACUUCGGGCAACUCUGAAAGGGCACACAAGAACUGUUCGGGCUAUAAGUUCCGAUCGAGGAAAGGUGGUAUCUGGAUCUGAUGACCAGUCUGUCAUUGUAUGGGAUAAGCAAACAUCACAGCUUCUGGAAGAGCUGAAGGGCCAUAAUGCACAGGUCAGCUGUGUCCGAAUGUUGUCAGGUGAACGUGUCCUUACGUCUUCCCAUGAUGGAACAGUGAAGAUGUGGGAUGUUCGAACUGAUGCCUGUGUAGCAACAGUUGGCCGUGUCCCUAGUGCAGUCUUAUGCAUGGAAUAUGACGAUUCCACUGGAAUCUUGGCCGCUGCUGGCAGAGAUGCGGUAGCAAACAUCUGGGAUAUCCGAUCUGGUAGGCAAAUGCACAAGCUGUUAGGGCAUACAAAAUGGAUUAGGUCAAUUAGGAUGGUUGGAGACACACUGGUUACUGGUAGUGAUGAUUGGACGGCAAGAGUGUGGUCCGUUUCUCGAGGAACAUGUGAUGCUGUUUUAGCAUGCCAUGCUGGUCCAAUUUUAUGUGUCGAAUACUCUAUGUCUGACCGAGGGAUAAUAACAGGUUCAAGUGAUGGGCUACUACGAUUUUGGGAAAUUGAGGAAGGAGGAAUAAGAUGCGUGAAGAAUGUAACAAUUCAUGCUGCUUCAAUAUUGUCUAUAAAUGCUGGGGAGCACUGGUUGGGAAUAGGAGCUGCUGACAAUUCCAUGUCUCUGUUCCAACGACCACAAGAGAGAUUAGGUGGUCUCUCUAGCGCUGGCUCAAAGAUGUCUGGGUGGCAGCUUUAUAGAACGCCACAAAAGAAUGUGGCUAUGGUGAGAUGUGUGGCCUCCGAUCUGGAAAGGAAAAGAAUAUGCAGUGGUGGUCGUAAUGGUGUUCUCAGGCUGUGGGAAGCAACAAUCAACAUCUAACUUUGUAUUAUAUCCUACAUCACUUUGUAUUCUCAACUUUCAAAUGCUACGGCUUGACUAGAAGUUGCAUCUACACUGUACAGUGUUCCCAAUUUGCAUCAUCAAUCCACAGAAACUGGUGUAUGAUUUAAAGCUUAAAUCCAAUGUUGCUUGGGGUCAAUUAUUUUUGCAGCCAUAAUUUGUAUUGUUAAAUCAUAUAUAAAACAAAAGGGUGCUUGUAUACAUUUUUAUUUAUAUAUUGAAAUGUUGAUACAAAGUUUUGUCA